CUGAAGGGAUUUACUGAAAACAGAAGACCUAUUGUGGCUGUGAGUGGCAGCAACCAGUAGGCUUGCUGCCUGAAUCAAAUAAAAGGAAAACGAAGAAGGAAGGCUUGCUUCUGUUUUUUUCAGAGGAGUUCUAGUCUUCACCUUCACCUUGGAUGUCAUCUCCAGCCUUCCUGCGUAGACCCUUUGGCCUUCUGAUACAAACUCACACGGGACACUAGUGAGCUCCAGGCCUUCAAGUGGAUCGUUUGGAUCUCUAACCCACAGACAGCCCUUUUGCACUUUUCCACACCUGCCUUUGUGGCUGGCCAUUGUAAGCCAAUCUUAAAAAGUGGAUGAGUCCUGUUUUCAAGAGAAGAUGACUUUUAACAGUUUUGAAGAAACCAAGACUUGUGUACCUGCAGGCAUCAAUAAGGAUGAAGAAUUUGUAGAAGAGUUCAAUAGAUUAAAAACUUUUGCUAAUUUUCCAAGUACUAGUCCUGUUUCAGCAUCAACACUGGCCCGAGCGGGUUUUCUUUACACUGGUGAAGGAGAUACUGUGUGGUGCUUUAGUUGUCAUGCAGCAGUAGAUAGAUGGCAAUAUGGAGACUCAGCAGUUGGGAGACACAGAAAAGUAUCUCCAAAUUGCAGAUUUAUCAAUGGGUUUUAUUUUGAAAAUAGUGCUGCGCAACCUACAAAUCCUAGUGCCCAAAAUGGUCAGUACAAUGCUGAAAACUACCUGGGAAACAGAAAUCAUUUUGCUUUAGACAGACCACCCGAGACUCAUGCAGACUACCUUUUGAGAACUGGACAGGUUGUAGAUAUAUCAGACACUAUAUACCCAAGGAAUCCUGCCAUGUGUAGUGAAGAAGCUAGAUUGAAGUCAUUUCACAACUGGCCAGACUAUGCUCACCUAACUCCCAGAGAGUUAGCUAGUGCUGGACUCUACUACACAGGUAUUGAUGAUCAAGUGCAGUGCUUCUGUUGUGGUGGAAAACUGAAAAAUUGGGAACCUUGUGAUCGUGCCUGGUCAGAACACAGGCGACACUUUCCAAACUGCUUCUUUGUUCUGGGGCGGAAAAUUAAUGUUCAAGGUGAAUCUGAUGUUGUGAGUUCUGAUAGGAAUUUCCCACAUUCAACAAUUCCUCCAAGAAAUCCAGCCAUGGCAGAGUAUGAAGCCCGGAUCAUUACUUUUGGGACAUGGACAUACUCAGUUAAUAAGGAGCAGCUUGCAAGAGCUGGAUUUUAUGCUUUAGGUGAAGGUGAUAAAGUAGAGUGCUUUCACUGUGGAGGAGGACUAACCGAUUGGAAGCCCAGUGAAGACCCUUGGGAACAACAUGCUAAGUGGUAUCCAGGGUGUAAAUACCUGUUGGAAGAGAAGGGACAAGAAUAUAUAAACAAUAUUCAUUUAACCUGUUCACUUGAAGAGUCUCUGGUAAGAAGUGCUGAAAAAACACCAUCACUGGCUAAAAGAAUUGAUGAUACAGUCUUCCAGAAUCCCAUGGUACAAGAAGCUAUACGAAUGGGAUUUAGUUUGAGGGAUAUUAAAAAAUUAAUGGAGGAAAAAUUUCAGACAUCUGGGAGCAACUAUGUAUCACUUGAGGUUCUAGUUGCAGAUCUAGUGAGUGCUCAGAAAGAUAAUACACAAGAUGAAUCAAGUCAGACUUCAUUGCAGAAAGAGAUUAGUACUGAGGAGCAGCUAAGGCGCCUACAAGAGGAGAAGCUUUGCAAAAUCUGUAUGGAUAGAAAUAUUGCUGUAGUUUUUAUUCCUUGUGGACAUCUGGUCACUUGUAAACAGUGUGCCGAAGCCGUUGACAAAUGUCCCAUGUGCUACACAGUCAUUACUUUCAAGCAAAAAAUUUUUAUGUCUUAAUCUCACUCCAUAGUAAGCAUGUUAUGUUCUUAUUAUCCUGAUUGAAUGUGUGAUGUAAAGAAACUUUAAGUAAUCAGCAUUGAAUUCCAUUAGCAUUUGCUACCAAGCAGAAAAAAAUGUAAAUAGCAGUGUUGUAGUUGGCAAUCUAGCCUGGAAUUUCUGGGUUUUUCAAGUUAUUAACUGCUAUAUCCAAUUUUUUCAUUGUUAUUCAAUUGAAACUAGACUAAAAAGGAUCAUAAUGUAACUGCUCGUACUGUGGAUUUGUAGUACGCUGACUUAGUUUCUAAAGUGUAAGUGAAUUAAUCAUCUGAAUGUUUUAUUUUUUGAUAGGCUUAACAAAUGGAGCAUUCUGCAUAAACAUGGAGAUUAUAGUUAAAUCUCUACAGUCACAUAAUUUGUUUUGUGUGAAGAAGGAAUGAACUGUUCCACACUGGUGGAAAGAUAGGGAUAUUUUUAGAUAUUUGUCUUUGUGUCUUAGGAUUCUGUCCAUUUUCUUUUAAAAUUGCAAACAUACAUGUGUGAAUGAUUUUAAAAUGAUUUUGCCAUUUUUAAAAUGGUUUUUAAUGAUAGAAUACCAUCUAGCCAACAUGUACUGACAUUGAUGUCAAAGAUAUAUUAAAUGUAAAAUGCAAGUGGCAGAACACUGUGUAUAAUAUGAGGUAAAAUCAAGGUGUAUGUAUUUUGUAUCUAUAAUAGAGUGAAAGAUUUGGAAAGAUACAUCACAUGAAAUUGUUAACUGUGGUUUUUCUUGAGGGGUUGGGGUUUGGUCCCAGAGGGAUUUUCUGGGGCCCUUCACUGUCUAAUUUUUUUCAUUUUGUUCAGUUUGAAAUUUUUGUAAGUAUGUAUCACUUCUGUAAUCAGAAUUUUUUUAGAAAGUAUUUUACUGAUUUAAAGGCUUAGGCAUGUUCAAACGCCUGCAAAACUACUUAUUGCUCAGCUUUAGCUUCUCUAAUCCAAAAAGGCAGGGCAAUUAACCUUUUUGGUGCCAAUAUAAAAUUUAAAUGUUUGUAUGUUUUGCCUGCUUUGUGGAUGAAAAAAUAUUUCUGAGUGGUAGUUUUCUGUUAGGUAGACCAUGUCUUAUUUUGUUUCAAAAUAAAUAUUUCUGAUUUUGUAAAAUGAAAUAUAAAAUAUGUCUCAGAUCUUCCAAUUAAUUAGUAAGGAUUCAUCCUUAAUCCUUGCUAGAUUAAGCCUGCCUAAGUCACUUUACUAAAAGAUCUUUAUUAACCCAGUAUUUUAAACAUCUUUCAGCUUAUGUAGGUAAAAGUAGAAGCAUGUCUGACCCUCCUUAUAGUUAUAGUGAUGGCUUUCCAUGUUGAGACUCUCAUGGCAUCUUGUAUCUUAAAGUUCAUGUGAGUUUUUACUGUUAGGGUGAUUAACAUGUAUAUUGGACAAAAUGUUAAGUCUUUUCCUCUACCUGCAUUUUUUGUUGUUGUUUUCUUGACUAGUAAUAGUAGUAGAAACCUUUAAAAAUGUUCUCUCAAGAUCCUUAAAAACCUCUUGGAAAUGAUAAAAUAGUAACAGAAGAAUAGUUGUUUUAAAUAUUUUUUAAGAACUUGAAUAUGCGUCAAUAUGAAAGUUUAACAGUGCUUCAUAGAAUAUCUGGAAUUUACAUUCUCGAGGUAGACUUAUGUAACAGCAAAUAGGGCAUUUUACUGCAGAGAACUGUUUGAGAGUGAAACUGUUAAAAAUUAUAUUUUUAUUAUAUUUUCUAAGACAAAGUAUUGUUAUAUUCUCCUAACCUCUGUUAAUUUCUGUUAAGUGAUACUUGUAUAAAGCAUUGCAAAUUUAAAUGAGAUUUGCAAAAAUUAAAUAAUCAUUGCCCUA
Messenger RNA from Heterocephalus glaber (naked mole-rat), 3673 nucleotides. The record is from RefSeq and is a predicted model, not a curated record. NCBI's taxonomy places the organism in Eukaryota, Metazoa, Chordata, Mammalia, Rodentia, Bathyergidae.